AUGGCCUCUAAUAGCCAUCCUUCUGCGAAGUCGGAAAUGCCUUUGAUUCCGCCGCUGACACUUGAAAGCUGUGAGACCGGCGGUGGAUGGGGAGUGGGGGAAAUUUUUGCAAGACUUCCCCCUGCACAGGAGCAGGAAAAAAGUCAGGAGAAGCUGUACCGUGUAGUCAAUUCCUCUUCACAGACCGCUAAUUCCAAGUCUUUAUCCUUGAAGCCAACGGUACUGGGCUCGUCGAUGGCAUCGGGUGCAAUUGCGAAAACUAGUUUUAAUGGAGUCACACAGAGCACCCCCGGCGUGGUGUAUGAGCGUUCCUCGGACGCUCGCGGUGCAGAUCGAAGUCUCACAGAAGCUCCCUAUGUGAGGGUGAAUAGUACAAAUCGAGUCCCUAUAGUGACUUACAAACACCAGGAAGAGGACGACGACAACACAUUUAUUGAUCAUGGCAGCGUUUCUAAUGGUGCCUCUACGCAGAAGGCUGCGUCAGGUGGAGGGAAUUUAGUUGGAGCAAUGUGGAGACCUCCACAGGAGAAUACACCUCCAGCUUGCCCCAUACCGUUGUGGACGAAUACGAUGAAGCCAAAUACAGUCCAGAGCAGACGUGUCAAUUCUAGCGCGGCUGUAGCGACGAGCAACUCCAUAGGCAUAUCCGGGCCACAUCUUCUUGGUGUGGAGAAACCGUCUACAGGCGUCAACAUGAAUAGCGGCGUUAGUAGCAGUCUACCCGCUGCGACUUCGUCAUUAGCAUUGUCACCUUCUGUCAAAGCGACAACUCACAAGGAGGGUGGUCUGCCUAUUUCCUCUAUUUAUGUGGACUACCAGCGCAUAAUGAGUUCCUACGGUAGCAGUGAUACGGCAACAACUGCGUGGCGGCCUCCACGCAUUGUCUCUGAGUUGUUACUGGAUGCGCCUGCACGCGAUCUGGCAGUUUCGCCAAAUGGUGGUGCCAUCUGGGCGGCGUUCGGGGACCAUCCCCCGACUCUAUUUGAGGUGAUCAGCGAAAAGAGCACGCUAGCGUCAGUGCGAUCCAUCAAUUGGAUCACGCAGGUGUACUGUAUGGCAGUAGUGCCGGUUCCCACUGCCAAGCGGAUCACUUUUAAAUCGGUCACGGCAACUGAGGAGUCUGGACCAAGUUUCAUCCUUAACAGCUCGAUGAAAAGAAGAAAUAAGUGUAAUACCAAAAGCUCUCAUUUACUCGGGUCGUCGUCACUGUCCGCGAGUGACGACAAUCUCUGUACGUAUGCGCUGUGGUGUGGUCUUAGUAGAGGAAAUAUUAGCAUUGUCGAUCUUGACAGCUUCACCGAUGCGGGUAUCAUUAAUGGUGCGCACGAUCAGACUGUAAACAAGAUAUGGUAUUUAGAGAAUGGUCGUGUAUGGACCGCGGGACGUGACAAGGCACUUAAGGUAUGGGAUCCUCAAACUCGCCGCCUGCUCAAAAAGCGGAACAUCGCGGCCGUUCUGUCCGACCUAUGCUACGUGUCUACCAUGCACCAGGUUUGGGCGAUUGCCGAUGACGCGUACAUUCGCGUGUACGAGGCCGGAGGCAAUAAUGUUCGGAUACAGAAGCAUCCCAUUGAUCAUGCCGAAAAUGCACUAAAAAUGCGCAGCGACGUCGUUCUGAUUGAUUACCACCAGGAUGGAAACUUUGUUUGGGCGAGUAUGAGCAAAAACACAGUGUUGAUAGACCCGCGCACAUUCGCCGUGUGCCAGACUUUACUGGUUUCCCUCAUAGCACUUGUUUUUCACAAGAAAACGGCGGUCAUAUGUGGACGUGGACCGCUGCUGCUGGAUAGUGACGCGGAUAGUGUUGCGAUUCUUGACGUCACUAACCCGGUAGAACCAUCUUUAUUAUUUUCCGGAUUUCAUGUAAAUUCACCAAGCCGCCUUGGGAUUCACUUGCUAACAGAGGCGCAACCAUUUGCUAUUAUUGAGUAUAUCAGCCCAAGAAGUGAUAAAAAAACCCUUUGCAUGUUUACCUAUGAAGAGUUUAACGGUAGAGUGUAUCGUGAAGAAGAAAAUAUUCCACCGCAACGUAAAAUAAAAGGAGGUCGACCUAGUGUCCCAUCCCAAAAUGUUCACUCAAGUUCUCUUGCUAACGCAGGGAUUGGUAUGAAUAGUAGCAUUGCCGCCGUUGGCACUUUUGGAGGUGCUGUUAGCUCGAGUGUUGCAGGGAACAAGCAGUCUUCAGGCCGUACAUCAUCUCCAGCUGGUUUGAGCGUCUCCAACAACCCUAUUUUCAACCCCAAUACACGUCAUGGGCCACCAAUUCAAUCAUUUGUUCGCGCUUUUGUCCCCCCAUCCGUUCCCUCCCCUAGUUUCAACAACAACCUCCUUGUUGCCUCUGCCGAAGUAUCUUUUACACUUGAUCAGAUGGACAAAAAAUUGGAGGAAGUGAGGAAAGCUGUUGCCAUCGAGAGACGUGAGAAAGGUCCCUUAAGUGACUUUUCCAAACUGCACAAUGCACUCACCAAAUGGAUAGUCGAAGUGACCGACUACGCACCGACUUCUCUACCACCAGCGGUUUUGGAGGAGCUUAGCCGGGAGUACGAGACUCCGGAAGGAAAGGCACUGGCAAUUGCCUUUGCGCGGUUACACUAUGCCGUUACUGGAAAAAAACAUCCCACGGACGUAGCGGUAGGCAAUCAGGGAUCAGAACGUUAUGCGGUCAUACCGCUGCCACAGCCUGCGACACCUGUUUCUAAAACCAUGACGGCACAUUCUACAUCCACAACUGUGCCUCCCUCCCGUCUGGAUGUCUCUGUUAGCAAUGUCUCCGCAUCACAGACAUCAUCCUCUGAUGCUCCAAAUUGCGGUAGCAGCAGCCUACUCUGUCCAGGACGUCCAGAAUUAAGUAUUAAGUCUGCGGAGUCACCAGUUCAGAUGGGGGGCAGUUAUGUGGACAGGGAUCCUAAUUCUGCGAAACAGAUUUUACUUAGCCUUAUAAAGGAAGAACGGCAAACCCAUCAGGCUCAGGUGCAGAGCUUGCAGCAGCACAAUUCUCGCAUUCACUUACGUCUGGAGACUUUUAUCACUAGCGUUAAGGAUUUCCUAAACAGGACAAAAGAAUCCUAUCAAGAAUUUAAAGAUAUACAAAUGAAUGGUCUGCCACAAGAGACUUCAAUGGCCUACGAACAUCUUCUCGAAAUAUUGGCUCAAACACCAAGCUUUUCUGUAAAUUCCUGCAGUUCUCGGGAGGAGAUUAUUAGCACAUUCCAAAAGCAAGUGGGUGCCUGUGAAAGAAAUAUUCAAGCCCUCAAGAACCUUUUACUCGCGUUAUAUAGAGCUUGUACAACCGCUAACCUCAAUUGCGGUAACUCAGUUAGUCCGUUAUCUUUCUUAGAUGGAUCACAACGUAUUUCAUUGCCACAAACCCAACCCUCUUCAUGUCCACGCGAUCUUUCCGAAAUCAACGCACAUCCCUUUUCUACAGAUGAGGUACUUACUAACAAUGCGGACUUACUGUCAAGAAAAGUUACACAAUCAUCAAUGUCCCGGGGUUCUCCAGUCUUUAAGUGGGCACAAAAUGAAUCAGGAGAUCGCGCCAGUGAGCUUGAGUGGUAUUUGCAAAUCAUCGCCUGCAGUGAUCUUUCGCAGAAUCAACUUAUCCGUCUUAUUAGAGAAGAGAUUGCCAAUGUCGAGGAAUCUAUGAGACAAGUGGAAGGCAAGUGGAACAUGCUCAAGCAGAGUCGCCGCCAGGUUAUGGAUGACAUCACUCAACGAUGCAGACGAUCUGGCAAAGAUGAGGAGUGCCCAAACCCUGUUGUUGACUUCUCAGAGGACUUCAUGGAAUGCAUGGCUGUAUGGGAUCUUUCUAUCGCGGAGGUAUUCAUCCAGAUGUGUAAAGACGAGGCAUCACUAGUGAUAAUGGAAGCAUUGUUAGAAUGGCAGAGAGAUACUCAUCCUCAAUCCUCGACUUGUCAAUCAAGUGCUUAUGAGAAUCCAUUUCAGAACUGGGUUCAUACGAUAUCCAGCCCCAGCUACCGCAGGAGGAGCGGCGCACAUGGGCACUUGGCGCGUGCAGAAGGUGACAGCUUUACACGACUAUCUGGGAGUCCUUUUGGCCAUGGAUACCAAUCAUGUAAUAAGCUGGCGGGUGACUUUGUUAUGGAUGGCGUCGCAAUGGAUGAUAGUAGUGAUGUGAACCAUAAAAGAGACUGGGCAAGCGACGACGAUACGUACAAUGCUUCGCGUGGCAGCGAAUCUAGUGCCGCUUGGAUUACGGCUUCGCAGCAGGUUUCCAUGCUUUCACUUCGGAUGGAGUCUGUGGUUGCGGGAAUACGAGCGUCACUGAAACAAGAGAUCAGUCUUGGCGAGAAUGUUCUGAAAUCUUUAUCUGUGCAAGAUACGUUGCUACCACUUUUUGCGUCUGAACCCGUCAAAACGUCAAUCAUGGCGCAGGAGGGAGCAAAACCUGACGAGCCAAGUGCAGGUAAUGAAAAGGAAGCUAACAACACGAUAUUCAACAAAGAUCUAUACCUCGGAUUGGCAGGCCCAAAGCUGUGUCGUUUUGUCAAGAUUCAUGCCUCUCGGUUGGAUGGCUUUGUGCAUUGGGCGCACGUAGGUGUGUACCUUACAGUAUUGUGCCUCAACACUAUCCGAGCAUUGAUUUAUCCAACCACAUCAUCAAUACUAGAAAAAGAUGGCAUAGCACCUUUUUCCCCAUCAUCCUCUUUAUGCACCAUUGAUAUAGGUAAUUUCCUUGUGAUCAACAAUAAGUUGAUAGAUUGCGCGUACUUUUUAACUAAUAUAAUGACUUAUGCCUACGUGACACGUUGCGUAUUACUAGGAUGGCAGUCGGUGCCAAAGUCCUCCACGUUGUCUACAAAUGAUCCACCACAUAACGAGAGCAACCAGUUUAGUUUUGGUAAUGUCCACAGGGACCCAUUAGGCAAUGUUAACGGCGCUCGCACCCAACAGGGUUCGUUGCCCCAUAAAACAUUGCACUCACCGAUUGGCGAGAGUCUUCUCUCGAAUUCUAUGGAUUGUAACUCUGCCGUAAACAACAGUAAGCAAAGUUCUGAUUGUCAGAGCAACCUGAAGUGCACCUUUGGUCAUCCUCAUUCGGACAGCACGAGUGUAGAAGCGUCUGAGGAUGUAACAGUUACUCGUGGGUGGGUUCGAAGAGACCUACACAAGUGGCGGUGGACCUCCUUGUUUAGCUUCUACACUAAGCUAGUCCUGCGACAACAAAUCAUACCCGAGUUUUUUUCACCAACAGACAAUGAGGAGUGCGCGGACGAUGGCAUUGAUGUUAAACAGGUUGAUAUAGAAGAUAAUGAUAUUACAAAUAGUGCUUCGCGACGCUCGGGUCGAUCUAAAGCGGCAGAACAAUCGCAGAAUGGUGAGGAACCUCAAAAAAUUGAUAAAUCUCGACAUAUUCGACGGGGAGAUAGUGAAUCACAGCAAGUUACAUCUCGUUUAAGUAAAUAUGCAGAAAAGGUGGGGGUACUUUUUGAAAUAGCGUCGAAUACCUUGGAAUACCUUCACCAACUCGAGAAGCGUAUGCAAGUUAUAGGAAGAGAAAACAGUGAUAACAUGAACGAUGCAGGCGGUAGUAGGGACAGAGGGAAAAGUAGUAAUAAGGGGAGUGCAACAAGAGUAUCAAACAGGGUCCUUGUAUCUUACGUCAACGAGGCUGGAUGUCUGCGCGCAAUGGAUCCCCAUACUAUUCUACACCGUAUGUAA
Molecule: messenger RNA, 5682 nt
Organism: Phytomonas sp. Hart1
Lineage: Eukaryota; Euglenozoa; Kinetoplastea; Trypanosomatida; Trypanosomatidae
Source: the annotation of a GenBank genome assembly